AUGAAAAGAGUCCAGGAGAGGCGUAGCAAGCGACACGCUGAAAGAGUCAACGAAUAUGACUUCUGGGUUGAAUUGUUCCAUCACAUGGAUCGUUCUAAUGCCAUCGUGAGGUAUUUUUACGGUGAACUUCAGGAAGCCGAAAGAAACGGAAGACGCGGAAUAAUAAACUUCAGUUGCAUUGGAGCCAGCACGUAUUCCGGAGCAAUAAGUGCUGCCAUAGAAUUUGGCAACAACCCUUCCGGAGGAGUGACAUCGAGGGAAAUGAGAAACAUGCUAGAACUUGCGAGAAACACUCUACGAGCACGACAAAGUGAUGCAUUCUCCUCAGGAUGCGGCAGUGAUGAUCAACAAGCUAUAGACGCUCAUGCUCAACUUCAAAGGACACACAGCCACGCGAUCAGUCAGUGGGCAUCCAUUGUUCGUGCGUUUGAAAGUGGAGCGGAGGCGUUAGAACGAGUGGAAAGAUUAAGAAACGCUCCGGCGAACGCUGGCCAAGUCAUCUUUUGGUAAUCCCAAUGAGAACAAGGUGGUCGAUUCGACGUCGAUUCGAUGUAGAAAGGGGGAUCGAAGGGGAGGUCGAAAUUUCCGUCGAAUCGACGUCCCUGUGACUAAAAUAUCGACGCCCCGGCGACGUCGAUCAGGGGUCGAUGCGUCGAAAUAACGUCGAAAUGCGGUCUAUGAUACUUUAUUUUGCUAUAUUUUUCAAUUUAAAAGCCUUGUGGCUUCCGUAAAGGGUCGGGGGAAGUACAAGCAUAUAAAAUUCAAGAUAUAAAUUUUAUUUUCAUUUCAAGAUCAAUGAGCUUUCACAUACUAGCCUUCUGCACCAAAAACUUAGUAAGCCAAAAGGUUCAUUACGACACAACAAACAGCAGUUUCCUUGUUGGCACAGAAUGAUAACAGCACUUGUAAGUUUAACUAUUUAAAGUGAAGAACAGUUCAAUUUUACUUACAUAUAACAAGAGAAUUUAUUUGCCAAAAGGCUGACUUUCCAGACAGAAAUUAUCAUGUCACGAUGCAAAAUGGCACGUAAACAGUACCUUAAAGAAACCUGUAAUGAACACAUUGGCCACUUAACGCUGGGUGCACUUCCAUUCUUGCCUGGGAGCGUUACGUAUACGAAGUCCUCAGCAAAUGUUUUCCUCGAUAAUGCAAGAAGAGCCCAACUGUUGGAAUAGAUUGAAAUGAAAAAGCCGU
Messenger RNA from Thrips palmi, 1194 nucleotides. RefSeq lists its product as uncharacterized. The coding region runs from base 1 to 510 and encodes 169 amino acids. The record is from RefSeq and is a predicted model, not a curated record. Lineage: Eukaryota; Metazoa; Arthropoda; Insecta; Thysanoptera; Thripidae. The transcript is spliced from 4 exons.